UUUAAUAGGAAUUUUGCCGCAGCUUCAGUUUAGUUUGAUUUAAUCAAUUACGGACACCGCAAGUACGCGCAGGCGAGUUACAGUCCAGUGCCAGUGAUCAUCCGCAAUUCCCGUCGCAAUGCAGCACUACAGUUCAGCUUCCAUCUUAAUUUGCCUCGUGUUGGUGUACAGUGUUGUGCGUGGUGCACCGAACGAUGGAAAAUAUAAUCCGAGAAAGUACAGCAAAAAUGGAAAAUAUGUACAUAGAAAUGAAGGCAUAGGAGAUUACGUGGAGGAUCUGAACCGGUACCGGUAUGUGCAUUACGAUGAUGGCGAUCGGGGCAGAUACUUCCACAUACACAUACCGUAUGAUGGUGGCUAUGGGAAUUAUGAAGGUGGACACGAACCUUACCGUUUCCCACCGUACGAUCCGGCGGGAGAAUAUGCGGAACAAGUGAACAAGUAUUCGUACGAUCCGUUCAGAGCGAACUCGUACGACAUUCAGAAACCUUCCAUCUAUCUUGAGUACGGUGUUCCCUCCGUGUCGGAAACAAACACCGCAUCCAGUGAUGUGCGGAAGUCGUUGCUUCCCGGUCCAGGCACGGCGUACCUCCCAGUACCAGAAUCGGACGAGCUGGACGUACGCAAAUCGCUACUUCCCGGUCCCGGAACAGCGUACCUGCCCGUACUAACGUCCAAGGAGCAAAGUCUUGCGAUCGGUUUGUCCGAAAAGCGAACGAAAGUUCUUCCCCAUCCGAACAGCAUCGAUGGAAUCGAUCACCUGACGACGACGGUCCAUGAUAGCUCGGUGCGUGCCACAACGACACAGUCACCGAUUGAGACGACAACCGUCCCUAAUAUAGGUACCGAUCGGCCGGCCACCGAUACGCUGCACAACCAACCCUGCUUCGCAACGAGCGGCCCGCUGAAGCUUGUCACCAAAACGUGACGUUUGAAUGAAAGCUUCGGCAAGCUUUCGGAUGACCGCCGCAUGCCGCCUAAUACUGCGAUGAUCCACUUUGUUAGUCUGAUAAGCGAAUGAUCUGUAGUUUUUUGAAAGUUGUUGCCCCACAUAAACAUAUCGCCACACACAAAGUCAAA
Molecule: messenger RNA, 1080 nt
Organism: Anopheles funestus (African malaria mosquito)
Lineage: Eukaryota; Metazoa; Arthropoda; Insecta; Diptera; Culicidae
Exons: 4
Coding region: 119-928 (269 amino acids)
Source: RefSeq, a predicted model, not a curated record